Vigna unguiculata (cowpea) is the source of this 2418-nucleotide messenger RNA. Its product is annotated as acetolactate synthase 1, chloroplastic-like. Gene Ontology annotation, biological process: L-valine biosynthetic process. Gene Ontology annotation, molecular function: flavin adenine dinucleotide binding; magnesium ion binding; thiamine pyrophosphate binding. The record is from RefSeq and is a predicted model, not a curated record. Gene Ontology annotation, cellular component: acetolactate synthase complex. Lineage: Eukaryota; Viridiplantae; Streptophyta; Magnoliopsida; Fabales; Fabaceae.
UCACUGUUAAAUUUCCCAUUUUACCCACAGAGAACCAUCUGAGUUAUGAGCAAAACGGAAGGGCAUAAGGGUAAAACAAAAGUUCCUCUUCACUCACCAUAAAAUCAUGACCAUCACAGAGUGUUGGCAAGUACCCUCUGUUCACAAUGGCGGCCACCGCGUCCAGAACUCCAUUUUCUGCUUCUUCCUCGUACUCGACCUUCCCCAAACGCAUUGUCAGAUCCACCAUCCCUCUCUCUCACCCAGCCCUCACCAAGCCCUCUCACGCUCACCCUCUCGCAAUCUCAUGCUCCCACCCCAAGCCUCACGCAGCCACACCAACCGCCGUCGUCGUGUCGCCACCGGCCGCCGAGCCCUUCCUCUCGCGGUUCGCACCAGGUGAGCCACGCAAGGGCGCGGACAUCCUCGUGGAGGCGCUGGAGCGGCAGGGCGUCACCACGGUCUUCGCGUACCCCGGCGGCGCGUCGAUGGAAAUCCACCAGGCGCUAACGCGUUCCCCGGCCAUUCGCAACGUGCUCCCGCGCCACGAGCAGGGCGGCGUGUUCGCGGCCGAGGGGUACGCGCGUUCGUCUGGGCUCCCCGGUGUGUGUAUCGCCACCUCCGGCCCCGGCGCUACGAACCUGGUGAGCGGUCUAGCGGACGCGAUGAUGGACAGCGUGCCGGUUGUGGCCAUCACCGGGCAGGUCCCGCGGCGGAUGAUCGGCACCGACGCUUUCCAGGAAACCCCCAUCGUGGAAGUUUCCAGAUCCAUCACCAAACACAACUACCUCAUCCUCGACGUAGACGACAUUCCUCGGGUCGUGAGCGAGGCCUUUUUCGUCGCCACUUCGGGCCGUCCCGGUCCAGUCCUCAUCGACGUCCCCAAAGACGUUCAGCAGCAACUAGCGGUUCCUAAUUGGGACCUUCCGGUUAAGCUCCCCGGGUACGCCGCCAGGCUGCCCAAGCUCCCCAGCGAGGCCCAGUUGGAACAGAUUGUCAGACUCAUAUUGGAGGCCCAGAAGCCCGUUUUGUAUGUGGGAGGUGGCUCUUUGAACUCCAGCGCCGAGUUGAAGCGGUUUGUGGAACUCGCCGGGAUUCCUGUUGCCAGCACUUUAAUGGGCCUUGGAACUUUCCCAAUGAGCCACGAGCAUUCCCUUCAAAUGUUGGGGAUGCAUGGUACUGUUUAUGCCAACUACGCCGUUGAUAAAAGUGAUUUGUUGCUUGCCUUUGGGGUGAGGUUUGACGACCGUGUCACCGGGAAGCUAGAGGCAUUUGCUAGCAGGGCUAAGAUUGUUCACAUUGAUAUUGAUUCCGCUGAGAUUGGGAAGAAUAAGCAGCCACACGUAUCUGUUUGUGCUGAUUUGAAGUUGGCAUUACAGGGUAUCAAUAGGAUUUUGGAGGAUAUGGGGGUGAAGGGUAAGCUUGAUCUUGGAGCUUGGAGAGCAGAGAUUAAUGUGCAGAAAGAAAAGUUUCCUUUGAGUUACAAGAAGUUUGAUGAUGGGAUUUCUCCACAGCACGCUAUUGAGGUUCUGGAUGAGUUGACAAAUGGAGAUGCUAUUGUUAGCACUGGGGUAGGGCAGCAUCAAAUGUGGGCUGCACAAUUCUACAAGUACAAGAGGCCUAGACAGUGGUUGACCUCAGGGGGUCUUGGAGCUAUGGGUUUUGGAUUGCCUGCGGCUAUUGGUGCUGCUGUUGCGAACCCUGGUGCUUUGGUUGUGGACAUUGAUGGAGAUGGGAGUUUCAUAAUGAAUAUUCAGGAGUUGGCGACUAUAAGAGUGGAGAAUCUCCCUGUUAAGAUAAUGUUGUUGAAUAAUCAGCACUUGGGUAUGGUGGUUCAGUGGGAGGAUCGGUUCUACAAGGCCAACAGAGCUCACACGUAUCUGGGAGAUCCCUCGAGGGAGGAUGAGAUAUUCCCAAACAUGCUAAAGUUUGCAGAUGCUUGUGGGAUACCCGGGGUUCGUGUGACGAAGAAGGAAGAGCUUAGAUGGGCAAUUCAGAAAAUGCUGGACACCCCUGGCCCCUAUCUUCUUGAGGUCAUAGUGCCUCAUCAGGAACACGUGCUGCCCAUGAUUCCCAGUAAUGGAUCCUUCAAUGAUGUCAUUACUGAGGGUGAUGGUAGAACUAGGUACUGAUUGUCAACACCAAAUAUUCCCUCAUGCUUGUUUUGUUCAAUGUAUAAAAGAUAGUGCUUUUCUAGUUCCAGGCUUUGGCCUCUGUAGUAGUUUUUGGUAGCAAGAUUAUGUAUUUCCCCUUUUAUUUAACUUGUCAUAUGCAGUGGCGUCUAUCCCCUGUUUUAUGUACUGCAGCCUUUGGUUUUUCUGUAGUAUCAGACUGAAAAUGAUAUGCAAGACAUACUAUUUCUGUCACAAGUAUAAGCAGAAUCUAUUGAAGGAAGCAGGAUUCAAUCAAAAUGAAAUGAAAACAUGCACAUUCCUCUUU